Zeugodacus cucurbitae (melon fly) is the source of this 3768-nucleotide messenger RNA. RefSeq names its product general transcription factor 3C polypeptide 3. Gene Ontology annotation, biological process: transcription by RNA polymerase III. Gene Ontology annotation, cellular component: transcription factor TFIIIC complex. The transcript is spliced from 3 exons. Gene Ontology annotation, molecular function: protein binding. The record is from RefSeq and is a predicted model, not a curated record. The coding region runs from base 344 to 3136 and encodes 930 amino acids. NCBI's taxonomy places the organism in Eukaryota, Metazoa, Arthropoda, Insecta, Diptera, Tephritidae.
UAUCUAGACAUCGAUAUUCGUAGUUGCCAGAAUCUUCGAUUGGCGAUGUAUCGCUUACAAUCGACUAUAUAAGGGCUGCCGGACUAGCACCAAAACACAGUAAUUAGAGAGUUGCCGAGUAAAGUGCAAGAAACUAGAAGCAGAGAAUGUAAAAUAUAGAGAAGGUCCAAUUGCGGACCAGCGUGUGAAAUGUCAAAAACUAACAAAAUCCUAUAAGCGUGUUGUAAACAUUUGUGCAGUUGGCGCCGCGUCUAAAUUGUGAUCCAAGUUUUCGCGUUUAAUUAUUAAAUUUACCAAAAAAUAACGCUGUGUUACUUUAAACAGAGAAAUCUCAAAUUUAUAAAUGGAUGAGAAUGCGUUUUUGAUUGAGGAGCUCUCCAGCAAUGAUGUAAGCGAAUCGGAAUUGUCAGAAUUCAAAGAAACGCAACCAUUAAAGGUGCUGGACAUCAUAGCACCUGAUGAUUGUAAACCGACAAGUAGCACAAAUAUUUGUCGCAAUUCUGAUGGCGCUUUAGCCAAAAACCACGAAAGUUCAACUGCAAUAGGUGUUGAGGGGGAAGCAGCGCUGAUAAAGCGUUUUGUAAGUGGAGAAGUAGAAUUUCCCGAUUGUUAUACAAAACUUGAGCCCGGCGAAGAAGAAGAAUAUGAUGUCGACAAAUUCGAAUUGGAAGCACAAGAGCAACAGAAAUAUAUUAUUGACGUGGAACAAUCAACAUCACAGCAAGCAACUGCAAAGCGUCAAAAUGAUUACGCUGUUAUGGAACGCAAAACGGUUGACACCGAUUUAAGUGAACCAAAUUGGCGUAGUAGAUCAGGUAGUACUGGUAGCAGUACCGGACCUAGCGCACCCCGGCGACGUACUGUACUUAAUGCCGCGCUACAGGGUCUCAUGGGUGAGGCCAAUCUGAGUUUUGCACGUGGACAAAUUGAUAUUGCCGAGAAAAUAUGCUUGGAAAUUAUACGUCAAAAUCCGUUGGCACCGGAACCGUUUUUUACAUUAGCCGAAAUAUAUGAAACACGCAAUACUGAAAAACAUUUGUAUUUUCUAACGCUCGCGGCACAUUUGAAUCCACACGAUCGCGAUCUAUGGAUACGUAUAUCGGAAUUGCAUAUUGCACAAGGAAAUUUACAACGUGCGCGUGUAUUCUACACGAAAGCAAUAAAAGCAAUGCCUAGAGAUUAUGAUUUGCGUUUGCGCAAAGCACGUUUGCUGGAAUUGAUGGGUGAAACUCAUAUGUCCAUGUUGACAUAUUUGAAAAUGUUGCCACACGUACCACGCUCCGAAUCUGAACUCUGUUUGAUGACAGCCAAAAAUGUCGCACAUCAUUUUCAUGGUAUUUCAAAACAUGCCAUUGCGCUGGAAGCCAUGGAGAGCGCAUAUCAAAUUUGUGGUGAUCGUUUUACACUAGAAGAUCUCAAUCUGUAUAUGGAUCUACUAAUUUUUAACAAGGGUUACGGCAAAGUCUUACGUUGCUUACGUGCGCGCACUUCACUCGAAUUGGAAACGGAACAAGAGAGUAAUUUGGAGUUGAUUUUCUUUUGUGUCAUACCCGACGAUUUUGUACCCGAUUUUCGUGCUAAACUAUGUGUAAGUCUGAUACACAUGCAUGCACAUCAUUUACUCGGCUAUCUUAUACAAAAUGUACAUGAACACAUACCCUUGACGGAUGAUCGUCUAGACUUAUACAUCGACAUUGCCGAGGCGCUAAUGCAAGAGCAUAAAUAUGCUGAAGCUAUAGAAUUGUUACGUCCCAUAACGGAUGGCGAUACGAUUGAGUGUCCGGCCUUCGUUUGGCUACGUCAAGCUGAAUGUUUGCGUAAUUUGAAUCGUACCAAUGAGGCAAUCGAAAGUUAUACACGUGUUGUGGAGUUGGCACCAUUUUGUUAUGAGGCUAAAUUUACAUUGUCAGCGCUACUCAAGCAGCAGGGACGUCACUUGGAAGCGGUUAAGGCGCUCGAACAAUCCGGCGAAUGCGAUGGUCAACCGCUGAAUGCACGUUUGUUGUAUGAACGUUGCGUGAUGUUGCAGCAAAUCGGUGAGAUAGAUGAAUUUCUUGAAGUCGGCUAUGUGCUGCUGGCACGACAUUCUAUAAAGUUACGCAAUCGCGAGGAAAUGCUUGCCGCGGCGAAUGGUGGCAGUUUUUACAAUGCAGAAGGACUCAAGGUAAUAUUGCAAAUGCGCAAUAUCACCGAGGAUACAGACAAGGCAUUGCAGGAAUAUAUUAAAAUACCGCAAGAGAAUUCCGAUCUCACCAUACAAGAUGAAUAUCGUCUAUUUCUCGAGCUGAUACGUGUCGCCUACGAACAUCGUAAAUUUAGUUGCAUUGAACGUCUCUGCUUUGGCAUGGUCACCACAAAGCGUUUCACCGCCUAUCACAUCGAAUUGGAACGCAUCAUAAUACUCGCCUGCUACUUCAAUGACAAUUGCGCCAUUGCUUUCUCAUAUUUACGUGAGUUAAUUUCAAAAAAUCCACACAACAUCGCGCUUUGGAAUUUACUAUCGUUGCUGGUGCAAAAGGGUCAGGAUUUACGUUAUCAUCGUUAUGUGCGUCGUCUUGUGCAACGUCAUCCCACCGAGCGACAAUUGCGUAUUUUUCUAGCGCAUUAUCAUCUAUUUUGUUGUUCGUACAAAUAUGCAUUGAAUAUCUAUGUGCCACUCUUUAAAGAGCAACAAACACCGAUAUUGGCGCUCUGCAUUGCGGUUAUUUUCAAUCAAAUGUCAUUGCAACGUAAAGUGUUACGUAAAACUGCUGCCGUCGCGCAAUCCAUCGCCUUCGCCCAAAAGUAUGCUCAACUGCGUGCUGGCGUUGAAUGGCAAAUUGGCACUACUGCCACCGCCACUGUAGCUGCGGCGUCGUCGUCGUCGUCAACGCAUGCAGCCACAAAUGCUGCUUGUAGCGCUGCUGAACAGGAAAUUUGCUAUAAUUUUGGGCGCAUUUAUCAACAAGCCGGCUUAGCACACCUCGCCGUGGAGUAUUAUGAACGUGGUUUGGCCGCCAAACAUCCUUUAAUUGAGGAGCACGAAGAGUAUUUGGGUUUGCGGCAGGAAAUUGCCUACAAUCUGCAUCUCAUCUAUAAGGCAGCGGGGAAUUUACGUAAAGCGCGUCAAUAUCUCUAUGAGUAUUGUGUUGUAUGAAUGAAGUAUGUAAAAAAUGCACGGAUGUUGGUGAGCUAAUAAGUGUGUUCACAAGGCAUGUCGGCUAAAUUCGUAUAGUGUAAAUUCGCGAAAGGCAUUUUUGUGUGCGCAAUUAUUUUAUAAAUUAUGAAAAUAUUUGUAGCAGCGUCUCUAUUGAAUCAGCAGCGCUGCCUUGUGUGGAGAUAUAUACAUGUAAGCUAAUUCAAGGCGUCGAUAAUAAAAAUAUAUCUUCAACAAUUCUCUCCAUGACAUACAGCAUUGGAAAUUAUUUGAAAAAAUAUUAAAACUAUAUAAUAAGAAGAAGAACCAGUUACAGUUUUUAAGCGAAAAUGCUGCUAAAUAUGUGUUUGGUAUGUAAAUGAUUUGUGUAUAUUUUUUUUUAAUUUUUUGUAUUAAAAAAAUUUUAUAUUUAUUAAUUAAUCCAAAAUUUUUAGUAAUAUAAAUCACCGUAAUUUUAUUUAUACAUAUAUAAUAGCUCUGUAUAUACAUAUUUGCAUUGCAUAAAUUUGUAUACUAAACUUGCAAAUUUUCGACAGUAUCGAAUAGUGUUAGCAAUUCCUGUUCCUUUUUCUUGAUACGCCCCUUAAUAUCUGUGAUGGAUUCAGUUUUUGGUACGCCUCUAUUUAAUAUUU